Molecule: messenger RNA, 930 nt
Organism: Ochotona princeps (American pika)
Lineage: Eukaryota; Metazoa; Chordata; Mammalia; Lagomorpha; Ochotonidae
Product: olfactory receptor 4A47-like
Exons: 1
Coding region: 1-930 (309 amino acids)
Biological process (GO): G protein-coupled receptor signaling pathway
Cellular component (GO): membrane
Molecular function (GO): G protein-coupled receptor activity; olfactory receptor activity
Source: RefSeq, a predicted model, not a curated record
AUGAAUUCAAAGAGCAACGUGACAUACUUCGUCCUAUUGGGCCUCACCCAGAAUCCCAAGGAACAGAAAGUACUCUCUGUCUUAUUCUUAUUCUUCUACAUUUUGACCAUGGGGGGAAACUUGCUCAUUGUCAUGACUGUGUCUGUCAGCAAGAGUCUGGGCUCACCCAUGUACUUCUUUCUUGCCAACUUAUCCUUUAUGGAUGUCAUUUAUUCUUCAGUCAUUUCACCCAAAUUGAUUUCAGACUUAUUCUUCGGUGAAAAUAUCAUAUCCUUAAAAAUUUGUAUGAUCCAGCUUUUCACAGAACACUUUUUUGGUGGAUCAGAGGUUUUUCUUUUAUUGGCGAUGGCCUAUGACCGCUACGUGGCCAUCUGUAAGCCCUUGCACUAUUUGGUUAUCAUGAGGCAAUGGGUGUGUGUUCUGCUGCUGGCAUUGUCCUGGCUGGGAGGGUUCUUACAUUCAGUCAUCCAACUCAGCACUAUUUAUGGACUUCCAUUCUGUGGCCCCAAUGUCAUGGAUCAUUACAUGUGUGACAUGUACCCCUUACUGAAACUUGUGUGUACUGACACCUAUGUGAUUGGCUUCUUAGUGGCGGCCAACGGGGGCGUGAUCUGCAGUGUUGUGUUUCUGCUCUUACUCAUCUCUUAUGGUGUCAUCUGGCAUUCCUUAGAGAACCUAAGUCAGGAAGGGAGGCGGAAAGCCCUCCAGACCUGUGGUUCCCACAUCACCGUGGUGGUCUUCUUCUUUGUUCCCUGCAUUUUUAUGUAUGCAAGACCUGCAAAGACCUUCCCCUUUGACAAAUCAGUGAGUGUGUUUUACACAGUCAUAACUCCCAUGCUGAACCCCUUAAUCUAUACUCUGAGAAACACAGAGAUGCUAAAUGCCAUGAAGACACUCUGGGGAAAGAAAACCACAUCAGACAGGACAUAA